CAGCAACGGGGAGUGCAUAGGCUACAACUCUUAAUAUUAACACAGUAGUCUACAAUAAAACAUAUUUUGAACUGAUAACAGUUUUCAGUUCCUGUUCUGAUACACAGAUGGAGAGGGAGGUGUCAGUGUGGAGGGCAAAGUCCAUAUUUGACCAUCAUUGGCAUGAAGUCUUACCUGGCAAGGUGUGGCUAGCGCCAGUGCACAGUCCAGUGAAAGACAGUGAUAGUCUUGGUUUUAAAAGUAAAAAAGUAAAAACUUUGCUUUAUUAGGUGGAAAUUGUUUGGCAUAAUUAAAUACAGACGAGAAUGGGUACUGGGCAAAAGGUAACAUUUGGACUUUACAUACUCUCAGCUCUCUCAGUCAUCUUGGGGAUUAAUGUAGAGUUUCAGCAGCCAGAGUAUGAGGUUGCUAGGGAUGAUCCGGUCACCAUGAGAUGCAUCUUCCAGACCAAAAAACCAAACAGUCCCACUGUUAUAAUCUCCUGGACAGCUGAUGCGGAUGACCCAACAGAGCCACAGAUAACAAUUGGAACUUUUUACCACCCUGGUAACCAGAUAGACAUCACUUCUGAAUAUGAGGGCAGAGUUACCAUGACAAAUGAUGUAGCUGCUAGAAUAUCAUCACUGUCCUUCUCUCGUGUCACCAUGCAAGACAACAGAGUUUUCCAAUGUGCAGUGAAGAUCCCUGGGGAUAAUGAUGGCCAGCCAGCAGACACAGCCAGACUGCUGGUACUGGUUGCUCCAUCUGUCCCUGUCUGUAAUGUCCAGGGAGCAGCAGAGUAUGGCCACAAUAUUAACCUAACCUGCAAGUCUGCGGAGGGGUCUCCACCUCCCACAUACAAGUGGGAGAGAUUUGACACCAGAAAUAUCCCCCAACCCUUUCCACCAAGGACCACUGAGAGCAAUGGAGUUCUGUCUCUCUUCAAUGUAUCAAGGGAAACAUCAGGAUAUUAUAAAUGCACCUCAACCAAUAAGAUUCGGUCAGUGUCAUACAACAUGACACUCAGUGUUAUGCCACCUUCCAUGAACAUCGGUUCCACAGCAGGUAUCAUCGGUGGUUGUGCUGCUGGACUACUGGUCCUCCUCAUUGUUGUGUAUUGCUGCUGCUGUAGGAAAAAGAAGAACGCACCAGAUCAUGAAAUGGGAGAUGCAGUUGAGUUCCAUGAUAAACCACCUUUGGAGACUGAAAAUGAGAGUGAUGGGAUUCGGUAUGGAGAGUCCAGAGAGGACACCAUCAACCAACGCACCGGUUAUCUACUGGAGGAUCGCAGUGAUCGCUUUGACACUGAUGGUCGUCAAGGCGGUAAUCGCUAUGAUGAUCGCUCUGAGGGCAGUCACAGCCGCUCUCGUGAUCGACUUGAUCGCCAAGAGGACAGUCGCAGUCGCUCCAGUGAUCGACUAGAUCGCUAUGACGACACUCGCAGUCGCUCAAGUGAUCGUCUUGACCGCUGUGAUGAUGGUCGCAGUCGGUCCAGUGAUCGACUUGAUCGCUAUGAUGAUGGUCGCAGUCGGUCCAGUGAUCGACUUGAUCGCUAUGAUGAUGGUCGCAGUCGGUCCAAUGAUCGACUUGAUCGCUAUGACGACACUCACAGUCGCUCAAGUGAUCGUCUUGACCGCUAUGAUGAUGGUCGCAGUCGUUCCAGUGAUCGACUUGAUCGCUACGAGGGCAGACGAGAUCAUUAUGACGAUCGCAGUGGCCGCCAGGGGGAUCGUUACGAGGACAAUCGCACUCGAUAUGAUGAUCGGCAUAACUAUGAGCACAAUUGAGAUAGUUAUGAUGAUUGUCGUUAAUACCUGGAUGGUCAGUUGAUUGUCAUGAUGAUCACAGAAAUGGUCGGUAGGAUGACCGUCUUAUGGAUUAUGGCCCCUUUAUGAAAAUCAUCAACUGACUAAAUUGACUGAGACUAUCAUAGGCUACAUGUCAAGCUUGUGCUUCAAAUUGUCUUUUAUUUUAUGCUUACAAGGAUUAGGCAAUUUAGAAGUUUGUGUUUUUUAUUUACUAUUGCAGUAGCUUUCUUACCAUUGGCAACUGUUGGUCAUCUAAGUGCAGUUAUUAUUUGUGGAUUAACAUCAAAUUAAUGUUCAUUUUAACUUCAGGAAUUGUGUAAGUAAAAGUGUAUCAUGCUUGUGUGACUCCAUAGAGAUGGUCUACUUAAUCCAUGAUUAUGUUUUACUUAAGUCAUGUGUGCAAAUCAUUUUAGAAAUUGAGUAGCAUUUAUUAUAGAUCUACAUAUAAAAUGAUUGUUUUGUUUGUUUUUCUUUUGUAACUUUGAUAACAUUUUAAUAAAAUCUUGAUGU
Molecule: messenger RNA, 2297 nt
Organism: Alosa alosa (allis shad)
Lineage: Eukaryota; Metazoa; Chordata; Actinopteri; Clupeiformes; Clupeidae
Product: cell surface A33 antigen-like
Exons: 8
Coding region: 306-1766 (486 amino acids)
Cellular component (GO): plasma membrane
Source: RefSeq, a predicted model, not a curated record